AGUAUGUACAUAUAGUAUGUACAUGUAAUACAGCUAUAUUUGUUUAUAGGUCAUCGGUCGGUCAAAACAUUGCGAAUUGUGAUAGUAAUAUUGUAUGCAUUAUAGUUAAAACUGUACCUUCUGUUUUUGCUUGCUGAUUGCAAAAGAUACAAAAUUAACGUCAACGUUUGAACAAUAUUCUCGGCGAAUGAUAGUAUUGAAUAUAGUGCUGUGAAGCCCCAAGGAGUAAACAUGUUGCAAUUAAUAAAUCUUCCCGAUAUUGUUUUGGAGACGAUUUUAUCUAACCUUACGUACGACGAAAUUUCUCGUUACAGAAUUAUUUGUAAGCAAUUCGAUCGAAUAUGUAAGAAGUUAUUGAACAGAGGUUUCAAUUUAAUGGAAAAAUAUCACGCGCAAUGCUUGCGUGCUGUAAAAAGUCAACUGCCGCGAAGAGAAUCAGAAAGGAGAAGUCAUCCUUUGGCACGUCAUUGUGAUAUAUUGACAGCGAUUGAAACGCGAAUAUCCAUGUUAUCCAUGACGUUUAUCAAAUACGUGGACCUCAAUCUGUGUUGUUUUAUCCCCGGCAAGGUAAUCGAUGAAAUUUUUCGUGUUCUUCGUUUAAUUCGUGAUUCAAAAACUCCACCAAGAGCUCACGAAAUACUUCAGGAAUUAAGAGAUAUUAGUAGUAUGGCUAUGGAACAUUUUGAUGAAAAGAUCUUGCCAGAUUUAAAGCAUAGCAUUUGUACGUCUGUCGUUAGUAAUGUAGGCUCUUAUGAACUACCAGGUGGAAGUUUAAUGAUUUCUCACCAUACCACUAAUCCAACUAAUACAACACUGCCUCAUAACUUUAAUUCAGAUCAACUAAAUCAAACUUUCAAAAAAAUCUACAGUCGCACUAAAAAGAAUAAAUUAUCCGUCCUCUCUGUAAAAGGUCAGAUAAGUAAAAUGAAGCUUAGAAUGAAGAGGCAGGGCUUUCAGAUGCGAAUGCAGAGUUUAAAGAUGCAAGAACAGGCGAAAAAAAUACAUGAUCAAGAUACACAACUGGCAGAAAUAAGAAAACAUUUAGAAGAAUGGGAACAGAAAAUGGUUGACUUAACAGCAGGACUAAGUCGUGCCAGAGAAGAAACUCAAAAGCCUGAUUCCAUAGAGACCUGUAAAAGAAAACUCAUUGACUCUUCAAAUGAGUUACAAGCAAAAAGAUGCAAAUUGGCAAUAGAAAGAUUAAAGUCAAUACUAUAAAAGCUUGAAUCUGUCAUCAGCUUGUUCUCUGUACAUAAAAGGGUUGUAUAUG
Molecule: messenger RNA, 1270 nt
Organism: Megalopta genalis
Lineage: Eukaryota; Metazoa; Arthropoda; Insecta; Hymenoptera; Halictidae
Source: RefSeq, a predicted model, not a curated record